Molecule: messenger RNA, 2753 nt
Organism: Nylanderia fulva
Lineage: Eukaryota; Metazoa; Arthropoda; Insecta; Hymenoptera; Formicidae
Source: RefSeq, a predicted model, not a curated record
AUCGACGAUUCGUCGUUCUCGGUAGUCUCAUCUCUUCUCUCGUGGAGACAUAUUUACUUCUUUCUUAUUAGAAACAGAAGACAAAGCCGGAUAUACAAGAUUAUUAAAAAAAAUCGUGUAAUCGUCUACAUGAAUAGUGCUGGAAUAAAAUCAGAUCAAUCUUUCGAGAUUUUGUUAAGAGACAUAAAGAGGAAAAGAUAAUUUGAGUAUAUUAUACAUGUGUGUACAUUGCAUUUAACACCUUUCUUUCUUACAUUUAAUAUACAUAAAGUAUGCAUAAAUAUAUUAUAGAAUUUUUUUAUUUUUUAAAAUUCCAAGUCUAUGUGAGAACUAAUGAAUACUGAUAAGUUUGACUGAUUUAAUUAUUUAUUUAUUUUAAAGUAUAUCCUUAUAUGAAAUAAUGUGUCAAAAAAAUUUCACGUUUUUGUGUUGCGGAUUUUUUCUUCUCAUCACUCCACCAAAAUCUCAGCAACAUUUUACCAACAAUGAGAAGAGAGGUGAUAAUUUGACGAUACAAUAUGAAGCAGGCACGGACUCUACAACAAUUUAUAGAAACGAAAAAAAAGCACUGCGAUACGAUAUGUAUGAAAAAUUUGCCAACAAUAUACAGUACAUUCACAGUCAUGAAGAUAAUGAUCAAAAAUCGAUGAACUCUCACACCAAUUCGACAAAUGUCAAUCAUAAGGAAAACUCUACGCCACAGGAAGUUUAUGAAAAUUUGCUUGAAAAAAAUAAUUCCAUGUCGAACAAAGUCUUUGAAAAUACCAUUAAGGAUAUUGAACGUAACAUCGUCCCAUACGAAAUGUGCCAUAACAUUACUUGCAUUCAGCUCUGCUGUCCUCUUGGAACAAGUAUGGUCAAAGGCACCACAUGCGUUUCAGAUAAAACUAAAUACGAAUUUCCGCAUGUGUACGAAUACACGAACGAUUCAAUGCAGGACGAGAAUAAAAAAGCGGAUGAAUUGUUUCGGUUUACCGUUUAUGAUCCGUGCUUGGAAACGCAACGUUUCUUGAUAGAACGGAGUCAUCAGUACGAUUAUAAGAUUUUCGUAAAUGGGUCUAUUUAUUUAUCUUUUUAUAAAAAAUUAUUCAAUUCGAAAUCAUAUUGUCUCGUUCAUUUCUUAAACUGGGGGACCAAGUUCGAAGUGACUGUCUGUUCAGAAACUUAUAAUGAAAUUUACAGGAACGCGAUGAAGUACCAGCCUGAGGUCCGCUGGAGAUUUUAUACAACAAAGAUAUAUGCCAGCAUGUUAUUAGUGUCUUUAUUAUUUUUGUUGCCAAUUUUUAUAGUAUAUUCCGUAUUGCCAGAACUCCGAAAUGUACACGGUUUCAUGUUGCGCAAUUACAGCUUUGCUUUUUCCGUCACAAUUACAGUUAAGGCUCUGAAAUUAAUUUAUUACAAACCGGAAACGAUAUAUCCCGCCUGUAUUACACUUGCCUUCCUGGAAUAUUUCUGUCUUAUGUCAUGUUACUUUUGGUUAUUAGCCAUGAGCUUCAAUAUGUGGCGGACAUUCAGAGGAUUCUCUUCGUUACGAAGAAACGUCCGACAAUCUGGAAAAAACAGUUUGCUGUAUUAUGCAAUUUUUGCGUACGGUUGUCCAUUUAUACUUGGCAUUGUUUGUGUCGUAGUCGUGGAUUUUGUUUCCGAAUAUAUACCAAUAAAUUUGAGGCCAGAAUUCAAAAUAGGAAAUUGUUGGUACACACAAUUCCGUAACGGAGCAUUUUUAUUGUAUUUUUAUUUGAUCAAAACUGCCUGUGUCAUUAGUAGUGUUUGCUUAUCGAUUUCUGCGGCUCGGAACAUCAAACGCUACGAACAGGAUACAAACUUUCGUCUGUCAGAUUCGGAAAGCAAGCGAUAUAAUGAGAAUAAGAAAUGGUUUAAUCUAUAUAUGAAGUUAUUUGUCUUGACAUUUAUCAUAAUAGCUAUGAAUUGGUCUUUGCGUACAAUGGUUAAUACAUUGUUGUUUAACAAUCGUAUUUAUUAUUAUUUAUUAUUCGUUGCUGCUUCGUUAGAGAUAUUGCAGAGUUUCUGCACCUUUAUCAUAUUUGUAUGGAAAAAGAAGAUCAAGAUGAUAUUACUGAAACGAUUCGGAUUCGGGACAAAUGCAUCAAGCAUUUAACUAUCAUGUAAGAGGUGUUUAUGCAAGGAAAGUCGAGCUCUAGCAAAAAAAAAAUAUUUUAUAAAAAAUUGUUAGAUUGAACAGAAUUCUAAUGUUGCAGUGUCUUAAAAAGUGUUUUUUUCACGGAUCUUGAAUCAACGAUUAAUCGCAAUUUACUAUUAUCUUUUGUAAUUAAAAUCUAAAGUAACUUUACAGUGUUAUAUUUUGAUGUUUACGUUUCUUCAGAGAAUUUAAUUUCAAUUUUCACAUAGAAAAUUUAUUUUAUUGUUAUAAAUAUUAUUGUAUCAAAUCAAUGGUUGUAAUUUCGUAAGAAAUUGUUUUCAAAAAAUAAUCUUGUAUAAAUGUACGCUAUAGAUAUGGUACACUGUGCUGCAUUAGGAUGAUAAAGAAAGAUUUAAAAUAAAUAAAUAAAAUUUAUAAAAUAUAUAAAAGAAAAUUAAAAUAUUCUUUUUUGAUUUAAUGUGAUUCACAAAUGAAUUACGAAUAAAUUCGUACACGACCAUACUAUAUAUCCAUGUUCUACAUAUAUUGAAAUCUAGUAAUAUGUACGAUAAAUGAAUUUAAUUUGAAACAAAUUUGAAAAAAUGUGAAUGAUAUACUAACUUGGCUUGAAAGUUAGCACAUCAUUUCGUAA